AUGAGGAGGAACGCAGAGCAAAUUUUCAUUUUACUGUUCUGCCUGAUGAAAGAAGUAGCUCCUGGAAAUGCAACCGACACCUGUCCAGAUGUGAGUAUCAUGUGCCGGAACGGUGAUGAGAAGUUCGCCAUCCUCCGAGGAGGUCCAGGGGUUCCCGGUGCAACAGGGCCCAAAGGAGACCCAGGCCCUGAUGGCGCAACAGGUAGGCAAGGGUGAAGAGGGAUCGGGGGAAGGCAGCCACUUUCAUUCUCAGGGGACAAAGGAGAGCCAGGGAGCCCUGCAACUUUUGGAGAGAAGGAGCUGAAUGACCUCCACUGUAAACAGGGGGCAAAGAACUGCAAAGAGCUCUUGGCCAAGGGGGUGAUCCUGAGCGGCUGGUACACCAUCUACCCCCAGGACUGUGUGCCCCUGAUUGUAUUGUGCGACAUGGACACAGAGGGAGGCGGCUGGAUUGUGUUCCAGAGACGGGCUGACGGCUCUGUGGAUUUUUACCGGGACUGGAACUCUUACAAGAGAGGAUUUGGAAGCCAACUCACUGAAUUCUGGCUGGGGAAUGACAACAUUCACCUCUUGACUUCAUUAGGAGAAAAUGAGCUGCGUGUUGAUCUCACUGAUUUUGACAACACACACACUAUGGCCAAAUAUCAGUCCUUCAGAAUUGCAGGGGAGGCAGAUCAGUACCGUCUGGCACUUGGAGCCUUCCUUGGGGGCACUGCAGGUGAUUCACUCACUUACCACAACAGCAUGCCUUUCUCCACCAAAGACAGACAGCAGGAUCCUGGCAACAAUAAAUGUGCUGUGACUUACAAAGGAGCCUGGUGGUACAACAACUGUCACCACAGCAACCUCAAUGGGAUGUACUGGCUUGGGGCUCACUCCUCUUUUGCUGAUGGUGUGAACUGGAAUUCUGGCAAAGGAUACAACUAUUCCUACAAACGCUCAGAAAUGAAAUUCAGGCCACAGGAAUAGUCAAGAUUGGGGAGAGACAGCUAUGAAGGC
This is a messenger RNA of Euleptes europaea (tarantolino), 999 nucleotides long. RefSeq names its product ficolin-2-like. The transcript is spliced from 9 exons. The record is from RefSeq and is a predicted model, not a curated record. NCBI's taxonomy places the organism in Eukaryota, Metazoa, Chordata, Lepidosauria, Squamata, Sphaerodactylidae.